This is a messenger RNA of Mangifera indica (mango), 1241 nucleotides long. Its product is annotated as 3-hydroxyacyl-[acyl-carrier-protein] dehydratase FabZ-like. Gene Ontology annotation, molecular function: hydro-lyase activity. Bases 225 to 893 code for a protein of 222 amino acids. Lineage: Eukaryota; Viridiplantae; Streptophyta; Magnoliopsida; Sapindales; Anacardiaceae. Gene Ontology annotation, biological process: fatty acid biosynthetic process. The record is from RefSeq and is a predicted model, not a curated record. The transcript is spliced from 5 exons.
AUCUCAACUCCACCCAAUUGGCGAUCUCCUUUGGCGUGAGUUAUUAGGCGCUGGCUAAAACAAAGACUCCCCUAACAGCUAGCUAACUCCUCGUUAGUGUCGCCACCUUCAACUGCCCGCCUCUCUCUUUUAUUUUUUUUCAAUUUCUCUGGUCUCUCCUUCAACCCCAAAUCCUCUCUCAUUUUUCAUUCUGUUUUUUUGGUUUUCCUUUCACUUUAUUCAAAAUGUCAACAAUGGCUUCUACUACUUGUUUGGCCAAUUCAGCUGCAGCUUUAUCUUUGAAAUCUUAUCGACCAAACUCUCUCUCUCUUCCAAAAUCCAAUCUUCAAGCCAUCCAAUUCAAGAACAACAAAAACAACAAUAGCACUGCUCGUUUCACCGCAUUUUGUUCUUUGGAGGCCAAAGAUCCUAAACAAGACACUCCUAUUGAACUAAGAUAUGAGGCGUUUCCUACAGUUAUGGACAUUAACCAGAUUCGUGAGAUUUUGCCUCACAGGUUUCCAUUUCUUUUAGUGGAUAGAGUUAUUGAAUACAAACCUGGAGUUUCAGCUGUGGGUAUUAAGAAUGUUACUAUCAAUGACAACUUUUUUCCUGGACAUUUUCCUGAAAGGCCUAUCAUGCCUGGUGUUCUCAUGAUUGAGGCAAUGGCUCAGGUUGGUGGUUUGGUUAUGCUGCAACCAGCUGUGGGAGGCUCUCGUGACAAUUUUGUCUUUGCUGGUGUUGAUAAAGUAAGAUUCCGGAAACCAGUGAUUGCAGGUGACACGUUGGUUAUGAGAAUGAAUCUGGUGAAGCUACAAAAACGCUUUGGCAUUGCAAAGAUGGAAGGCAAAGCUUAUGUUGGAGGUGAAGUGGUGUGCGAGGGGGAGUUUUUGAUGGCUGCUGCUUUCAAUUAAGUUACUACUUUUUUAUGCAAGUAUUUUGCUGCAAUACAAAAUGAAGCAUAAAAUAAUUCUGAAAAAUUCAUUCAUACUGAGAGCCUUAUGGCCGGUUUUCUACUAGACGUUGGUACAUCUUUUUAUCUACAUCAGAUUCCCCUUUUGCCACCAAACAAGUUUUCUAAAGCUUUGAUACAUAGGUAUGUUGUAACGGAGAUGGGAAUAUUGUGGAAAGAAAAUAUUUCUCUUCUAUUUCUCACUGGUUACAACAUUGAAGUAUAUAAAGAAGGAACACCCAUAAUACUUUAGUGUCGUUUGAUUUAAGUGUAAUAAAGAUUACGUUGGUAAUUUAUUUUUUAUUAUUUA